AUGGCUGUCGACAUCAAGGGCAAAGGCGAAAUAGGUUGUGGGUACUACAUUGCGGGCGAGGAGAGACUUUUGUGCAUGGAGGAGGUUGUCGGUGGUGCCGCAGAUGUCGUUGAAACAUUGAAAUUGGACCUCCAGCCGACAACAAUGAUCCUCUCUCUUCGCUCGGAAGCUACCUCAGACUUUGCCGAUGCUGGAUUGCGUCAAAACGUGUCUCUGGUGGACAGUGACGACGAUCGACAGCCUCUCCCGUAUCAAAUCGAAAUACGACCGACACCAGACUUUAGCUACGAGGAUGCUCUGAAUAAGCUGAUCGGACUUUGUUCUUUGGCAGAGAAUCCUACCACCCAGUUUCUCGUCCCAGGCGACUCCAUGGCAUACGACGAAAGGUUGGAGCCAGAAGAUCUCGGUCUCACGAAGCGACGAGGCAAGCUGAUGCAAAUCUCCUCGCGUUUAAAUCUCGACAACAAAAUCAGCAUUGGCUGUGCUGGUGCCAUCAUCUCUUGGUUGCAGCGGAGACGAUCAGCUGCCUACCUGCCAGGAGAUCCAGAUGCCAACCAGACUUUCCGUAUUGCCCGACUCGAAAUGUUCAGCCUCCACGGGACCAUGCUCGUGAAUAGUGACACUCUUGUCUCGUUGCAAAUCAUCCAGCCAGAGUCUCAUCCAAACGCGUUCAACCAAGGGCCUGGGGCCUCAGGGGGGAAAGAAUCACUGUCGAUCUAUGGCCUCUUCCAGCACCAUGCACGAACUCCACAAGGAAAGGCACGCCUGCGACGAGCAUUCCUGAGGCCGUCUCAGGAUAUCGAGCUGAUCAACACUCGCCUCGAUUUUAUCUCAGCGUUUGUCCGGCCGGAGAACCAAUCGGUGCGUGACCAACUCAACAAGAGCCUCGGGCGGGUCAAAAACAUGCGGAAUACCGUCACUCUUCUUCACAAGGGGAUCGACAGCGGAAAGGCCAAGCAGAACGCGUUCAAAGGCGGAGUCUGGGAGUCUCUUCUGGGCUUCUGCUACCACGCCAUCGACAUAGCAGAAACUCUCAGAGAGGCUCUGGGCGCGGAGCACCUCCCGUUGUGCGUCCGAGCCGCGGAGGUGCUCGACCGACAUAGCCUCAAGAGAAUUGGUCGCAUGGUGAACGAGAUUGUUGACCGUGAAUCAUCUAUCGACCAGCAUCGUACCGUCGUAAACCGGGGCGUGAACCAAGACCUGGACCAGUUGAAAGAUGUCUAUGAUGGGAUGGAGGACAUUCUCAACGAAAAGGCUCGCGACAUCCAGCUGACGAUCCCUCCACACCUCAACCUGGAAUUGAACGUCACCUAUCUGCCACAUCUUGGCUUUCACCUCACCGUCCCACGGGAUCCGGCCACAGGCCAGGGGGUCUAUGCCGGGCAAGAAUUGGCGUGGCAGCUGAUGUUCACCACACCGGCCCAGAUGUACUACAAGGACGCGACGAUGCACGAAAUGGACCACGAACUCGGCGACCUGUACUCUGCGAUCUGCGACAUGGAGGUCGAAAUCGCCUACGACUUGGCACAGAACGUGCUCCGGGACGAAGAUCUUCUCACGGCGGCAUCUGACAUCUGUGGUGAAUUGGACUGUUCGUUGGCCUUUGCCCACGUCGCCCAUCAAUACCGUCUGAGUCGGCCCAAAAUCACGCAGGACAACAUCAUCGAGAUCAAGGAAGGGAGACAUCUGCUCCAAGAGAUGACGGUCCCGUCCUUUGUGGCGAACGACACCUUGAUAGUUGGAGGAGAUGGAGACGGAGACACUGAUCCGACAGGACCCAGCAUGAUCUUUUUGACAGGCCCGAAUUAUUCGGGCAAAUCGGUCUAUCAGAAGCAGGUUGCCCUGGCAGUAUACAUGGCCCAGAUGGGAUCAUUCCUCCCCGCCGACUCGGCCACCAUUGGCAUUACCGACAAGAUCCUCACGCGCGUCACCGCCCGGGAGACCGUGUCCAAGGUCCAAUCAGCCUUCAUGAUCGAGAUGCAACAGAUUGCCAUGGCUUUGAAUUCAUGCACGCGACGGAGUUUGCUGGUGAUUGACGAAUUCGGGAAAGGUACCGACACCUUUGACGGGGCCGGGCUCGCUGCAGGAGUGGUCCAUCACCUGCUUUCUCUGGGAGCUCAAGCCCCAAAGACGCUCGUUGCUACACAUUUCCACGAAAUAUUCGAGCUGGGCCUCUUCCGCGAAGCGAGGAACCUCGCCUUUGCGCACAUGGAGGUGCAGGUCGAUGAAAGAGACAGCCCUUGUGCCGGCGAAGAUAAUAGUCAGGUUACCUAUCUAUUUAAUCUUCGUCCGGGCCGUAGCGACCUGUCCUACGGUGUCCAGUGUGCCGCGAUGAACGGUGUCCCAGCAGAGAUUGUCGAGCGAGCAGUUGCGAUAGCUCGUCUCGCGCAGCAAGGGGAGGAUCUUGUGGCGACAUGCUCGGCGUUGAAGGAGGAUGAAGUUGAAGAGUUGAGGAGUGCGGAGCGGGCAUCGCGGAUGUUUCUGGGUGAGGAUUAUGAUCGUGACUGGACGGAGGAGGAACUCUUGUCUUCCCUAAGCGCCAUGCUGGAGAUCGAUACAGUUUCUGAAGAGACGACUAUUAUCUCGGAGUGA
Messenger RNA from Fonsecaea nubica, 2592 nucleotides. RefSeq lists its product as hypothetical. Gene Ontology annotation, cellular component: nucleus. Gene Ontology annotation, molecular function: ATP-dependent DNA damage sensor activity; ATP binding; mismatched DNA binding. Gene Ontology annotation, biological process: chiasma assembly; mismatch repair. The record is from RefSeq and is a predicted model, not a curated record. The transcript is spliced from 3 exons. Bases 1 to 2592 code for a protein of 863 amino acids. Lineage: Eukaryota; Fungi; Ascomycota; Eurotiomycetes; Chaetothyriales; Herpotrichiellaceae.